Nycticebus coucang (slow loris) is the source of this 2387-nucleotide messenger RNA. It is a transcript of the gene CCN3, whose product is annotated as cellular communication network factor 3. Gene Ontology annotation, molecular function: heparin binding; integrin binding. The transcript is spliced from 5 exons. Gene Ontology annotation, biological process: cell adhesion; signal transduction. Gene Ontology annotation, cellular component: extracellular region; extracellular matrix. The coding region runs from base 141 to 1214 and encodes 357 amino acids. NCBI's taxonomy places the organism in Eukaryota, Metazoa, Chordata, Mammalia, Primates, Lorisidae. The record is from RefSeq and is a predicted model, not a curated record.
CUAUAAAACCUGCGCUGGUGGCGCCGGCGUGAGCGGCCAGCGCCAGACCUGGGGGAAAGCUAGCGGUGCCAAUCUCCAGCGAAGAAAGUCUCGUUGCCUUUUUUUUUUUUUUUGCAAAAGCGAGAGAGAAAAGCCUAAGCAUGUACCGUGUGCAGAGCAUGAGCCUCUUUCUGCAAAAGCGGCACCUCUGCCUGGCCUUCUGGCUUCUCCAUCUCCUGGGUCAGGUCGCUGCGAUUCAGCGCUGCCCUUCCCCGUGCCCAGGCCAAUGCCCCACCACGCCACCGACCUGUGCCCCUGGCGUGCGCGCGGUGCUGGACGGCUGCUCCUGUUGUCUGGUGUGCGCCAGCCAGAGGGGCGAGAGCUGCUCAGAACUGGAGCCCUGCGACGAGAGCAGUGGCCUCUAUUGCGACCGCAGCGCGGACCCCAGCAAUCGGACUGGCAUCUGCAUGGCCGUAGAAGGAGACAACUGUGUGUUCGAUGGGGUCAUUUACCGCAGUGGAGAGAAAUUCCAGCCAAGCUGCAAAUUUCAGUGCACCUGCAGAGAUGGGCAAAUUGGUUGUGUGCCCCGCUGUCAACUGGACGUACUACUGCCUGAGCCUAACUGCCCGACUCCAAGAAAAGUUGAGGUGCCAGGAGAAUGCUGUGAAAAGUGGAUUUGUGGCCCAGAUGAGACAGAAACUUUGGGAGGCCUGACUCUUGCAGCCUACAGGCCAGAAGCCACCCUAGGAGUUGAAGUCUCUGACUCAAGUAUCAACUGCAUUGAACAGACCACAGAGUGGAGUUCAUGUUCCAAGAGCUGUGGCAUGGGUUUUUCCACCCGGGUCACCAACAGGAAUCGUCAGUGCGAGAUGGUGAAGCAGACUCGGCUCUGCAUGGUGCGUCCCUGUGACCAAGAGCCUGAGGAUCUUACGGAGAAGAAAGGAAAAAAAUGUCUCCGCACCAAGAAAUCCCUCAAUGCCAUCCACCUGCAGUUCAAGAAUUGCACCAGCCUGCACACCUAUAAGCCCAGGUUCUGUGGGGUCUGCAGCGAUGGCCGGUGCUGCACACCCCACAAUACCAAAACCAUCCAGGUGGAGUUCCAGUGCUCCCCAGGGCAAAUGGUCAAGAAACCGGUGAUGGUCAUUGGAACCUGCACCUGUCACACCAAUUGCCCUAAAAACAAUGAGGCCUUCCUCCAGGAGCUAGAGCUGAAGACUAGCAGUGGGAAUGUGUAACCUCUCUCUCCAGAAACACCACGACAGAGGCCAACUGCAGCUGCUGCAUGACCCACCAUCAAAUGAGCAUCAGAGAAAUCAUGAGGAACUUCAUCCUUAAGUCCUAUGUCUUUUCUAUGACCAUAUGAGGACAUUUCUAUCUCCCUUCUUUUUUAAAGAAAGAUAUGAUUAACUGUAAACUUGGAAUCAAGGUAAGCCCAGGAUCUGGCAUAAGGAUGACUAACUUUCCUGUGGUUUUAUGACACAUGCAAAUUUCUAUAAAUUUAAGAAAGCAGAUAUGUGACUUCAUUUGUGGACUGUAUCACAUUGCAUUCAUCUUAUUUUGUUGUGCACUAGUGAGAUUCCAAGGAAGUGUCACUGUAACGACACAGGGAAGUCUAGCUUCAUAUUGAACGUGUUGUUGUAAAAAUAUUUCACCAAACAUCAAGGUUUGACUGGAGGAUUCUCUCUUUGGGCAGAUCAACUCUGAGCUUCUAAGCCCAAGACCCAAGGAAACAUACAGCUCUUCAACGUAAAGUCCAGGGACUUAAUUUUCUCUUUAGUUGUACACUAAGGAAGAUAUCAUAUCUACAGCAAUGAAAUGUUUGUUAAGUAGACUUGUGUCAUAAGCAUUCUCCACUUCAGACAAAUUAACUCCCUUCCAAGAGAAAGAAGCUAAGCAGAAAUCUCCCAGUACAGAGACGAAUGGGCCCUCACAGCCCUCAUACGUUUGUAAUCCUGGAAGCUACUGAGGCCCACUAGUUAGUUUUUAAUUCAGCAGAAGCAGGGUAUAUCAGCAGGGAUCUGCUCAUCAGUAAGAUGAGAGGUUGCUCACAACCUCUGAUUUUCGAAUGUGUUUUGCAUGGAUUUUGAAAAAGAAAAAUAAAGUUAACAUGAAUGGUGGUAAGAGACCACAAAUUUUAUGGGAGUUUAGAAUUAUUGUAGAUAUGCCCAAAAUGUAUCCUAGGCCCAUAAUUAUGAAAAUGCACCGUCAAGACAUUUGUGUAUCUGUACAUGUAUGUAAUUUGUCAGGCUACAAAGUAGGCUGCAAUAUUCAAUUUAUACAUUCUUCUAAUCUUACCGUCUGUGUUCCACUUUUCUCCUUUAAAAUAUUUAUGAAAAUAUAAAUUGUACAUUUUGUAAAAUAUUUUUAAUUUCUUGUCAGACAUCACUAAAUAAACAAUUUUAUCGCUG